Clarias gariepinus (North African catfish) is the source of this 6126-nucleotide messenger RNA. It is a transcript of the gene frs3, whose product is annotated as fibroblast growth factor receptor substrate 3. Gene Ontology annotation, cellular component: cytoplasm. Lineage: Eukaryota; Metazoa; Chordata; Actinopteri; Siluriformes; Clariidae. Gene Ontology annotation, biological process: cell surface receptor protein tyrosine kinase signaling pathway. The transcript is spliced from 9 exons. The record is from RefSeq and is a predicted model, not a curated record. The coding region runs from base 277 to 2133 and encodes 618 amino acids.
CUCCAGCAGCCCGCCUCUCCUCUCCUGUGUGCAGCACCGCGGACUCGCACCGCAGCUCCAUCGCUCAGGUUCCGCUGCCGAACAUGUUUAGAGUAUUCGGGUCAGAUGCUGCUGGGAUCAGAAAGUCGGAGAUAUGAACAUUUUGCGCUCUGGGACCUGCUGCUCAUACCAGCACACCCUUGUUCCGCCAUGACCCCCAGCAGAGAAUUCUGGGAUUGACGUUAGCAUCACUCCCACUGAUGGCCUGCACCAGGUUUCAGCUAACCUGCUGAAGCUAUGGGGAGCUGUUGGAGCUGUCUAUACAGAGACGCCAUUCAAGACAACCACCCCACCAAGUUUAAGGUGACUAAUGUGGAUGAUGAAGGGAACGAGCUGGGAUCGGGGACUAUGGAGCUCACCCAAACCGAGCUCAUUCUGCACACACGAAAGCGUGAUGCCAUCCGGUGGCCAUACCUCUGCCUGCGACGUUACGGCUACGAUUCCAACCUGUUUUCCUUCGAGAGUGGGAGGCGCUGUCAGACAGGGCAGGGGAUCUUUGCAUUUAAGUGCUCUCGGGCAGAAGAGAUCUUUAACCUGCUGCAGGAGCUGAUGCAGUGCAACAGCAUUAACGUGGUAGAGGAGCCCAUGAUUAUGACCCGGCCUGGCCACACACCAGAGAUGGAGAUGCCUCGAACCCCUCAAACACCCAAUACUCCCGGGUUUCCAGGGCAGACGUUUCCUAAUGGUUACCCAGGGUACCCUAUAAGCGCAGACUCAUCACAGCCCUCUCUUACUGAUGACCACAGACACAGCCUCAUGGGGAUGGAUGACCAGACACAUACAUAUGUGAAUACAGUUAGUAUGGAGAGUGAGCUUUCAAACCGCCACUGUGUCCGUUCCAUGCCUGAGGUUCGGCCCCCCACCUUCACUGAGGCGUCCGCCAAACCUGGCCAACCCAGCAUGCACUGCUGCGGCAUGGACGACUCCCUCAAGGACCCUCAGCUCUUCCUCCAGCCAGGGGCUCAGGAAGUAAAGUUCAUGCUGGGGCCGACGCCGGCACAGCGCCACAUGAUGGAGCGAGACAGAGACAGAGACAGGCAUUCCUCUCACCCUCUCCGAGCGCCAGAUGGCAGCUCUGAAACCGAGGGAGAAGAGGCUCCGCCCCUUCACAUGUGCAACACACAUUCCUAUCACCAUUACCACCAUCAUCUUCACCGGCACUCCAGCAUGGAGCCUUGUCCGGGAAGCCAGCUAACGUAUGAGAACAUUAAUGGUCUUCGUGGGCCACGCAGGCAGAGGCUGAGCCCCAGCAGUGCCUCCCAGUCGCAGUCUGUGGGCUCAAGCAGCAGCAGCAGUACAGCUGGAGAAACACACCCACAUACACACCCACACUCUCUGCCACUUUCACACACACAUGCCCCCUCAUUGCCACCGCAGGGCUAUGGCGGGGGACAUCGCCGCUCUGCGCUGCUCAAUUAUGAGAACCUGCCCUCACUGCCGCCAGUGUGGGAGUACCGUGCUCUACAGCGUGAUGAAGAAGAGGAACAGGAUGACGACGAGGAAGAUGAUGAGUAUGAGGAGGAAGAGGAGGAGGACUAUGAUGAUUAUGAAUACUCAGAGGGGCCAGGAACCCCGAAUGGAUAUCAUCAGGAAAGUGGUGGAAGUGGCGGGAUUCAUCGCGAUGCCCUGCAAAACUAUGUUAACACAGAACAGAUUCAACCUCCCACCCAUCUGCAUCACGCGUGCCCUCCUCAUCCUCAGCCCUCAGAGAGGGGUGGCCGAGUUUUCAGUUUUGAUUUCCGUCGGCAUCGGGCGGGGCGUGGCACAGUUGGCAGUGCAGCCUGCGAGCAGCAUGGUCGCCACCUGCCCCCUCCACCCUCUCGCCAGCUCAACUACAUUCAGGUGGACUUGGAGACUGGAGCCUCAAGUUGCCCCGGACACGGAGGGGGUGGAGCUCAAGUGCCACAGAGACCGCCUCCAAUGAAGCGUGGCAUGGCUACUGCCCCGGUAAUGCCUCCCUCCCGCCGUGGUGAGUGUUAUGCUGUGAUUGAUCUGCAGAAAACCGCAGCCAUGUCCAAUCUGCAGAAAGCCCUGCCUCGUGAUGAUGGCACGUCCCGAAAGACCCGCCACAACAGCACUGACCUGCCUCUGUGAGACAAAAUGAGUGAUAAAAAACGAGGAAAGAAAGAAAGUUAUGGGUAGAAAACAAAGGAGCUCUGUGGUGUUACUGUCCUCUCACCAUUUAUUUGGAGUUUCCAUCCUCGCACUCAUAUUUCCAACACAUUUGCACUUAAGCUACUUCUUGUGGAUACAAUGAGGCAAAACCGAAUAUACCAGCUGUAUUUUAGAGAAAUUCGUGCAAUUUCUAAAGAUGGUCCAUAACUGAUUUUGGUGUCCAGUGACCAUCAAAUUGUAAUCAAGCCCCUCAUUUUAAAACUGAGCCUCAGAAUUAUACCUUUACAGGUUUGUACAAAAAGGUGAUUAAAAUGUUCUAAAAGGAAAUAUCGCAUUCUACAGUAGAUCAGAUCUAAAACAGCUCUGUUAACAGCUGUAUUUUCAGCUCACGUAAAAACAGAGUAAUAUGUGUUUAAAGGCUUAUUUAUUCACAGCAGUUUUUACUUAAUCAUCUGGUCUAUCAUUAAAUUUUAUAGUAUAAUACAUCCUAGAGCAUACAAACAUUUCCAUUAGAAUAAAAUGUAAACACUCGAUACAUUUAAUUUUACAUAAAAUACAGUUUUAUGUAAAAUUUGUUUUAGAAAGUUCUUUUUGUUUGAAAGUACAAAUUAGGAAAGUGUAAAAGACAUUCCAGUCUUUAAGAUUACAGAUUGACUGCUGUUCCCCCAAAGUAAUCACUUAUCUGUGAUUCUUGUUCAAGUGUUAAUGAAAUCUAAGAGUAUGUAUUUAUGUAAAUCUAUGUUUUGGAAAAACUGUGCAAAGCAUCAUAGCCAUGCAUAUGCAGAAGGAAGGACUUUCAUUAUUUUUUUAUUUAAAAAGAAGUCAUUCCAUGAGCCUUGAUUAGGCAAAUCUUAUUUAUAUUAAUUUAUUUAAUUUUAUUAUGCAUAUUUAUGCAUUUAUGGAUUUGUUUAAUUUUGUUAUUUGACUUUUAAAAAUAAGAGUAGAUAGCGUAUAUUUAGAUUAAUUGUCUUCUAAAGAUAGUGUAGGCGAUGAUGAAGACGAUUGAAUCCAGCUUUGUUACGUCAUGUCACGUCAUUGUAACGUUGUUUUUAUAACUACAGUUUCAUGUGGAAUAAUUUUAUUUUCGUCACAUAUUGUGCCAAACAAAUGAAUAUAAUACUAAAUAAUGUGCCAACAGUGUAUAUGGAGUUUGAGGGCUAACUAUCAACAGCAGCUGAUAAUAAAAAAAAAAUAUGGCUGUGCUCACUACACAAAGAUUAUAAGCUAUCCAGGGCUAAAAUGUGGAUGAUUUAGAUAUUGCCUCCCGUUUAUACAUGCCAGUUCAGGAUUUUCCAUUUUCUUUCCUACAUAAAAAUUUGGAUGUUUUGUUGUUAGUGGCAGAAUUCCAGUCAGUGUUCAUGUAUGUCUGUUCCACCUAUAGUACCAGGUAGCCUACUGUACAUGUUGCCUUGCAGUCACACUAUACUGUGAAAAAGACUAAUAUGAAUGAUGGCUUCAAUUCUGCGAUUACUAGGUGUUCAUAUACACGAGGCUUAUAGCUCCAAGAAUUAUUGUUAGGGAGGGUUUUUUUAUUUUUUUUUUUGCACAAAGGAUAAGACUAAUCUCAAUUGAGAUUCUGACUUUAGUAUAAGAUUAGGGUUGAUAUGUGUUGGGAAAAAGCCUUGCAAUAUUUGCUUGUUUUUUCAAGUCAUUGUCACCAAUUUUCCAAAUUUUUCAUUUAGAUACAAUGGUUUUGUAUAACUGUAGUGUAUGUUCACAUUUUAUAAACGUGCAAAUGUACCACAGUUAAACAUAACUAUUACCAUCUUCAGAAACAGUGGGUAAGAGUUCUAUAUAACUGAAUCAUACAUUGUAUGAUUCAUAUAACUGAAGCAUAACCCAUAACAUUAUUUUUCCCGUUUAAACAUUAUGAUUACAGAAAAUACACUUGCCACUUAGCUUUAAAAGUGCUUAGUAUGUUAUAAGUAUAUGAAACUUUGGAAAAUAGGUGGAAACAGUAGUAUGGAUUCUUUUUGUUUUAUUGGGUGGGGAUGUAGACGCAGUGCUGAAGCAUCCAGUAGCCAUGCUGAAAUGAGAGGAAAUCCACAUGGAGCUUCAUUGCCAAAUUCUUUAGAACUUCAGAUCUAGUAAAACUUUUUGUUGGUGCAGGAAAUAUUUAAGCCUCAUUAGCCUUUUGUUUGGCCUAAAAUUCCAAUAAUUUUAAUAAAAGUAGUGAUUUCUAAUUCAGAAUUAAUUUCUUGAUAAUUCCAACAGCUUAGUUAUUCAAGCUAGAGGUGAUCGAUCUUCACAGAGUCCUGCAUUUCACUUCAGUACGGCUGUUAGUGGGGUCAAGCCAAACAAAAUCAACUUGUAAUAUACACUCACACAGGUACAUUGCAGUGUUUGUAAUGUACUCUAAGAAUGCGAUGAUAAACUAUUUGGACACUUUUGAACACUUUUAAGAGAGUCAAUCUAGUUUUAACAUCUAUAUUUUUGGUAUUGUUGUGUGGAAAAAAAACAUUUUGCAAUAACAGCUACUGGGGUUAUAUCAGUGUUUGUCUAAGUUGUAAAAAAAAAUGACGAUCUGUGUGUGUGUGUUACGAAGAGAUUUCAUCACCUUUCAAAGAGGUCUUAAUCAGCACUGGCUUUGCUGUCUUUCUCAGGCCUUGAUAUACAUGUGCUGUUGGGUUUUAAUUCAGGCAUUGCUGGGAAGAGGGAAUUGUAUUUGUAUUAAAUGUGACGUGGGAUAAUAGAUAACCUAAUUGUGCUAUCAAAAAAAGUUAUUAAAUUUUGGGGGGAAAUAGAGGUUACACUAGGAAACCUUAGAAUUGUGUGUUCAUGUUGUUUGUGUGAGACCUCUUUGGAUUGUGAGUGUUUUAAUUUUCAGGAUUAUCCAUUUUUAACAUUUUUUAUUCCAUCAGGGUCAAAGAAGUAGCUCUUCGCUGUGAAUUUCAUAUAUUAUGGGUUACAUUUUAGACCCAUGCUAGUUGCACUGAAAAUAGAAAUAGGACAACAAUAAUCCUGAAUUAUUAAAUAUUAAAUCCCACUGUAAAAAAAAUAAUAAAAAGAAAAUAAAAAAGAAACGUUUUCAGAUUUUACAAAGAAAGGUCAAAUGGUCAUUUAGCAUUUACAGGUAUCUUAAUUGCAAUCUUUGUUUAGAUUUUUCCUCGUCGACUUGUUUCCGUCAAAACAACUAUGUACCUCUCCGUUAAUGCAAUGUCAUAAAUGGGAUUUGCAUAUAAUUCUAUGUUCAUCCAAGCCUGAGAUAAAUUUUCAGCAGAAGGUAAUUUUGAAGGAAACCUAACUGAAAAGUGAAUGACUUACUGGCAGUCUGGCUUCAUAUUUUGUCUUAAUAAGGCUUAGGCAGAGCUCACUGACUGUGAUGUCCUGCACAUUAAUGUGAAUGAGUGCCAAAUGUGUCUGCGUAAGAGCGAUCGAGAGCGGCUCAUGCAUGGACUCUUUAGUGGAACUUGCUGGGCUCAAAGCUCUAUGAACAGUCUACUCUCUGUAUGAAUGUAAUACACAGAGAUGGACUCGUAAAACGCCCAGAUCAGGCGAUUUACACUUGAUGUUUCUAUCUUCACUGAUUAAAAAAAAAAAAGAAAAAGAAAAAAAAAGUGUUACUGUUUUGUCUUGAAAAUUCGAUUUUUCCAGUUGGUUUCUUUGUAUACAGUAUUUACAUUUUCUUGUAAGUAUGUAUUUCUGUGUGUGUACAUAACAUAUCUAGGUAUGCGGUGGCAGUCAGCUUCUCCUGUGUUUGUUUACACAACACACUACUACUUUUUUGCCACAGCUGGUGAACUGUAGGAAGAACCGUCUGUGCACCGGAAUUCAUUUCGUUAGAUGGACACUGCGACGAGACACAGAGACGAGAUCCUGAGUAGUCUGACGUAGUUGCAGUCCUAACCUUUCCCUCCUCCUUACAAUGCAGAGCAGGCAUGCCCCAUAUUGAAUGUUAUUUUCAGUCGUAUAAACCUUUGAAAAUAAAGGCUUGUACAAUAAAAUGAAUGUGAUUCAAUGUAUUGUCAAUAU